AUGGAGCAACAUCUUAAACUCAAUGACACUGAUGGUACCCUUCUUGUUGAUCCAGUCUCUUACCGCCGCUUGGUUGGUCUUCUCAUCUACCUGACCAUUUCACGUCCUGAUAUUACUUACACAGUCAAUAUUUUGAGUCAAUUUAUGCAUGCUCCUCGUGAGCCCCGUCAGCAAGCCACCUUCUGGUUACUUCGGCAUUUAAAGACCACUCCCGGUUAUGGCUUAUUUUUCUCUUCAGCCUGCGGUUUUCAAUUAUCUGCCUAUUAUGACUCUGAUUGGGCCAGUUGCCCUAUGACUCGCCGAUCCACCACUGGCUUUGUUGUCAAACUUGGCGAUAGCCCUAUCUCUUGGCGUAUCGAGAAGCAAUCCAUUGUCUCUCGCUCUUCUGUUAAAGCUGGAUAUCAUGCUGUGGCCAACACCUCUUAUGAGUUAAAUGGCCAUGUCUCUUCUUUGUGA
This is a messenger RNA of Magnolia sinica, 456 nucleotides long. RefSeq lists its product as uncharacterized. Lineage: Eukaryota; Viridiplantae; Streptophyta; Magnoliopsida; Magnoliales; Magnoliaceae. The record is from RefSeq and is a predicted model, not a curated record. Bases 1 to 456 code for a protein of 151 amino acids. The transcript has a single exon.